Messenger RNA from Leucoraja erinaceus (little skate), 2331 nucleotides. It is a transcript of the gene uri1, whose product is annotated as URI1 prefoldin like chaperone. The coding region runs from base 269 to 1834 and encodes 521 amino acids. The record is from RefSeq and is a predicted model, not a curated record. The transcript is spliced from 11 exons. Lineage: Eukaryota; Metazoa; Chordata; Chondrichthyes; Rajiformes; Rajidae. Gene Ontology annotation, biological process: negative regulation of transcription by RNA polymerase II; negative regulation of phosphatase activity. Gene Ontology annotation, molecular function: transcription corepressor activity; chromatin binding; phosphatase inhibitor activity.
CAAGAUGGCGGUGGUAGUGAGGUGCUGAGGGCGGGCGGGAGAGAGAGUGAGAGUGAGAGAGACGGAGAGAGGGGGAGCCGGCAGGAGGACGAUGCGAGUGUGAGAUGUCCGCCGUUGCUGCUGCCGUUGCUGCUGCUGCCGCCGGGGAGGAGUCGCGGAUGAGAAGCGCCGCCGCCGUUGUUGCCGUCGUGUGUGCGAGGAGAGCGCGGCUCCGCGGCCACACGCACAAACACUUCUAUAGGACUGCCUGUUGUUGAGGCCGCGGGACAUGGCCGCUCCGCCGCCGCCGCCCACACCAGCACCUGCACCCGGCCCACACGCCCGCUCCCGGCUCCGGGCCGAGCACGCCAAGGUGGUCUCAAGCUGCAAAGAAAAAAUCCAACACUGGGUUAAAGUACAAAGUGACUAUGAAGCACUUCAAGAAAGGCUCAAGACUCUACCUGAUAAGCUGUGUUAUGAUGUAAUGGUACCACUUGGCCCACUUGCAUUGAUGCCUGGACAGUUAAUCCACACAAAUGAAGUCACUGUUUUACUAGGUGACAAUUGGUUUGCAAAGUGCUCUGCAAAGGAAGCUGCUCGCUUGGUGGACCACAGGAAAAAACAUGUCCAAGAAGCACUGGACGAUCUUCACAAAGUUAUGAACAACUUUGAAUCUAGGAUUCGCUUCACUGAUUGGGAGAAACGGGUUAAUGAAAAGGAAGAUAUCAUAGAAAUACACGAAGAAAUUGAGAAUGAAGAUGUAGAAACUAAAGAUUUAAUUUCUGACGGUUGUUUAAAACAUGCCGGUGUGGCAGGGAAACACAGGAGAGCACACACGCCAAAGGAAAACUGCAAGCCCAAAGAGAUUUUUGUGGCUGAUUUGGAGGUUGGUGAUGGUGGCGGAGACUGCAAGUCUGAACUGUUAUCCCAGAAGGAAUUGUGGGACAGGCUGGAUGAGCUGGAGAAACAGGAAGAGAUGCAGGAUGAAAUCGAUAGGUUGGCGCACGCAUUGAAUGGAAACAGUGAAGAGAGCAGCUCCUCUGAAGAAGAGAAGGACAAAAGCGUCAAGGCGAACUCGGACGAGAGGCCGGACUGGAUGCGCCUGCCAGCGGUACGUGAGGGAGGCGCUGAUGAGCACGGUGUAGAGCUGCACGUGACUGCCCCCCACACCAACAAUGUGGAAUACGGCCAGAGACUCAAAGCGGAGUACGAGGAGGAAGACGACAGUGUCCCCACUAUUCACUUCAUGCACACCGUGGAACCAAAAAGGGUAAGAAUAAACACUGGAAAAAACACAACUUUAAAAUUCAGUGAGAAGAAGGAAGAGGCCAAGAGGAAAAGGAAAAAUAGCACUGGCAAUGGAAACUGCACUAGUGAGCUGCCAAAUAUUAAAACGCCUGCAGAUAUUUACAGACUAUUUGUUGAUGUUGUAAAUGGAGAAUAUAUGCCACGUAAAUCCAUUCUGAAGUCGCGGAGUCGGGAGAACAGUAUAUGUAGUGACACCAGUGAGAGCAGCACGACAGAAUUUGAAGACCGACGAUGUACCCUGCGCUCUCUAAGCUACGAGGAAACAAUACAUAGUGAUGCCAGUGAAUGCAGCAUCUUGGAAGAGGAUGAAAUCAGUUCUAGCAAACCUCUCCCUUGGCCAAGUACAUUUGAGGCAUUUUCUGGCAUGGUCGUGGAAAAAGAACCCAUCUCACCCACGUUAAUUCCACAUCCAACUAUUGCCCAUCCUAUCCUACCAACUAUUCCUGAGAAGAAAGUGUCUGAAGAAGAAACUUUUCUCCAAACUUCACCAGAGCCUCAUAGGCGGGUGUCAAAGUUUAAAGCGGCUCGGAUGCAGCAGAAGAAAUGAACUUCCUUCAGUACCAUCUGUUUCAUAUUAUGUGGCUGAAUAAAAACGUUGAUAAACAGGAUCCUUGCACAGUCCACGUUUGCACAGAGUCUUGUUUGCUUGUUUAACAAAAAAAAAUCUUUUCAAACUGUGAUUUCAGUACUUUAAUAAUUUGAAUGUUUGUUUCUAAGAAAUAAAUUUGAAUGUGAAACUGAUUUUAUAAAAUUUCCACGAUGCCACAUUUUGCGAACAUUCAGUUGUUCACCUGUUGGGCAGUAGAACAAGUUAGUCAGGUUUCUUCAUAUAUUUAACCUGCAACACUUAACUGUUUAUUUUAGCAUACUGGAAUAGAUUAAAAAAGUACCGCAACUGUCUUUUUUCAAGCUGUAAAGAUCCUAUUUUGUGUAGAAUUCUUAAACGACCUUUGUAAAUGUGUUCAUUGAAGAUUUUACAAGCUUUCAUCUGUAAAUUUGUGUUGUGCAUUAGUCUGAAUUUAAUAAAUUUUGCACGACAUGAUA